GUCUGGGCUGCCCUCUAGUUCCGUGAUGUAAUACGUAAUUUGUACGGGAAGGAAUGCAGUUUGAGGAUUGAAAAAAGCUAUGUCUUUCGAUUCUCUGGCCGGCGGUGACAAAGAUAUGAAGGUAGGAAAUUCAGUUCACCAUCUAGGCGCCGAGAUAGAUGGGCCAUCAUAUAAUAGGUUCGCAGGAUCGGAAAAAAGUUCAACGACCUCGCCAUUGAUACCAUUGUGUGCUUUGGGCAGCAGUUCGGUGAACAUCUUCCAACCACAGACCUUUUAUCGACGUAAUCCAGGCUUGAGUGUGAGAUGCCGUAAUAUCAUUAUUACCACGCUAGAUCAAGUUUUGUCUAGCUUUGUACAAAGAGCCGUAGAAAACUGCAUCGAAGCCGUUGACGGCGACGACGAAGUUGAGGACGAAGUUGAGGACGAAGUUGAACAUACUACGGAAUCUCACGGCCGGGGCCAAGUGCCUUUGACGGAAUCCGACUUCGAAGCUGAUAAUGUCAAGCACCCUACUUACGAACUUGAUAUAAGGCUCGCCCUAUCUCCGCUUAUCGGAUGUGGAAACCAAUUAAUGGACAAAAUCGCCGGGUUUGUAAAAGCUUUCAAUGGAAAUUCUUAG
This is a messenger RNA of Pseudomassariella vexata, 619 nucleotides long. RefSeq lists its product as uncharacterized. Bases 80 to 619 code for a protein of 179 amino acids. The record is from RefSeq and is a predicted model, not a curated record. NCBI's taxonomy places the organism in Eukaryota, Fungi, Ascomycota, Sordariomycetes, Amphisphaeriales, Pseudomassariaceae. The transcript has 4 exons.